UCUCCAACUGGGGCCCCAUCAAAACAAAAUCAAUCCCAACCCAACUGUCACGUACUCCUUCUUCUUCUUCUUAUACUCUCUCACCCAACAUCAACGACAUUGUUAAAGCUUUUGUCUUUCACUCGCUUUUCUCACCACCAUUGCUUCUUUGCUUCCUUCCCCCUCCACUUUUCUCAGUCUUUAAUGGCUGCCCGUAUGUGCCAGAAUGUUUGGGACUUCUAGUGGGUCGGUGCUGGCUUCUCUUUUUAGCUGUCAAAACUAGAUACCCACUACUAAAAGUCUUUCUUCCCCAGAGAAUUUGAUCUCUGAGAAAAGAGUGGUUUUUUUUAUUUUAUAUUUUUCAGUGAUUGAUGGUUUGAGACUGAAAGAGAAUUUUCCAAGAAAAAUAAAAGCUUUGGCUUUUUUUGGGGUUUGAACUCUGCAGAGGUUGUUGGUUUUGGGUGUUUCAAUGGGUUUGAGGGUGUUUGGUGCUGCAUUGUAUUGGGUUGAAUUUUUCUCACUGGGUGAAGCAUUGACCUUGUGAGAGAGAUUUUUGAAUUUUUUUUAAAAAAGCAGAGGUCCAAGCUAGCGCAUGCUUGAGUUGUCUGAAUUAUCAAUUCCAUCGUGCAGAACUCAUGACUUGUGGAUCGAAUUUGAGAAAAGAGAUUUGGGUUUCUGUGUUUCUCAAGCUUGUGAUCAAAUCCCCACAUCAUUGCUGCGUUUUGGUCACUGAAGUUUGAGGGUGAAGUUUCAGCCUUUGACCCUUUUUGCGAUCAUAAUAGCUGAGGAGGCAUAAUCAUCUUGGUUGGUCUUUUUUUCUGUGAAGGAAGACCAAAUUGCAAGAAUUUUCGAGCCUUUUGUGGAGAAUAUUGAGGUGCCGUUUAAGGCUUUUUUGAGUAUCAAAAGAAGGCUUUGAUUCCUUGCCAUCCGGAUAAAGUUUUGGUUCCUUCAGCCUCACUCUGUUAUAAGACUUGAGGGGUUGGGAUUGGAAUCUGCUGACCUCUGCAACUGACUUUUGCAGCUGCUUUGUUAUCUAUUCUCUGCUGUAUUGAACUCAAGGCUCUGAAGUUUGAGUUAUUGACAGAUUUUGGAUGAAAAAGACCAUAUAAAAUUAUUCCUGAUGGCAAAGAAGUCCCAGAGACGCUCUGUGCGGUAUGAGAAAGACCAGUUAGGCUGUAUGUGGGGUUUGAUUAACAUCUUUGAUUUUCGGCACGGCCGCCCCACCUGGAAGCUGAUCUCUGAUAGGAGGCAUGGAAGCAAGCAAGCUUUUGGUACUGGGUCUCCAAGGAACAGGUUCGGGGUGUUGAGUGGUUUGGAUGAGAACUUUCAAGGCACCCUUGAGAGCGAUGUGGACGCAACAGUAACGGUGGCAGGCGAUGAAUGUAAGCCUAGUGUGAAGAAACUUAUGGAAGAAGAAAUGUCCAGUGAGCAGGACAUGAGGAAAGAGAUCAGCACUGAUGUGGUGAGUAACCAGACUGAUGCAAGCCAUACCAGAAAGGAUCAAAAAAGAACAAAGAAGACUCGUAAGAAAAGCCGGGACAUGGACACCUAUGAUUUGAAUGGUUCUGAGACUUUGGAGCCUGGAUGCUCAUGUAAUCAGAAACAAGAGCAUAAAUCUAGAAGUAACCGUGGCAUAGAUGAGAUAAUGGAAGAGGUAUGCUGCCAGAUCCAUCAAAAGUAUAUAAAUAGUGUGAAUCAUGAUCUGAAUGGUGAGACUCCUGUCAGAUCAAACUACAAGCAUUCUGAUUUUGAAGAGAAAUUAUGUGUGACAAUCAAGGAGUUCAUGAAUCAGAAGUUUACUGAUGGGAAGCAUCUCACAGAAGAUCAGAAAAUCCAGCACUUUAGAGAACUAAUGGAUGCACUUGAGACCUUAAGUUCAGAUGAGGAAUUGUUUCUGAAACUCUUACAAGAUCCAAACUCACUGCUGGCAAAGUAUGUCUUGAACUUGCAGGAUUCUCAAAUAGAGAAAGAUAAAGAAUCCAAGGCUGUUGCAGAGUCCAACUCGACAGGGAAACUUGAGGAUUCAAAACAACCUGAGGAGCUUGUCAUCCGUAAACAGCGAAAAUUUUUCAGGAGAAAGAGCAAGCCUCAAGAAAGAGACCCAGCUGAGGGCAAUGAGAAUUUUGAAGCUUCAAAGAGAAUUGUCAUUUUGAAGCCUGGGCCUACAGUUUUACGGGAUUCUGAAACUGAAAGUAACAAGAUCCCAGAGUCCCAUUAUAUAGUAAGAAGUAAAGGGCCAAAUGAAAAAAUUGGCUCUCACUUUUUUCUUUCUGAAAUAAAGAGGAAACUGAAGAAUGCUAUGGGAAAGCAACAGCAUGGGGAAUCUGCUAUUGGAAAUUCAAACAGAUUGCCCUAUGGGCAUCAAAGUGUGGAAGAUGGUGACAGAGGAAUUGUUAAGGAAAAGUUUGGAAGUUCUCCUAGUAAAGAUCACUUCUACAUGGAAAGAAUUGCUAAACCUUCUGGUGCUAUCAAGAAAGCAGACAAGAGUGGCAAAUUGAAAGAAUCUGAAAUGAAUAUGAAACAUGAAGAUCCAGGUAUUCCUAAUCAAAGGGUAUCUAACAUCUACAUUGAAGCCAAGAAACAUCUCUCUGAGAUGCUGAGCAAUGGAGAUGCAAGUGUAGAUUUUGUGGGACAACAUUUUCCCAAAACCUUGGGAAGGAUUCUCUCUCUUCCUGAGUAUAAUGUGUCUCCUAGGGGCAGUCCCGGAAGGGACUCGGAGCUUGGGUUUGUUACUGCACAAAUGAGAUUAUCUCCUCGCGACAGAGUUUGGAAGGCCAAUGAGAAUGCAGGGUCUCCUAAGCAAGAUAAAAAUGUCAGUCCUCUAGGUCAAGUAGCACAAAACUUAGAGAACAGGCUAUCUGUUUCUGACAACAACACUGACUGUGAAGCACAGCCUCCUAAUUCCCUACCACGCACCUCAGUUGAUUUGAAGGACAACUGUUCUCCUAGUGAAGCAGAAGAAACCCAUGUCACGAUUAAAGACAAGAUGAAUCCUGAAGGUGAUAUGGAGAUUGCAAAAGAGAUUGAAAUUGUAGCUGAGGAAGAAGAGAGUGUACUGGAUGCUCCUUCUGAACCGAGUGGCGAUGAGAUUGAAAUUGUGGAUGACCAAAGUGGCAAUGAGAUUGAAAUUGUGGAUGAUAAAAGAUAUUCAGAAUGCUGGCAACGGGAUUCUUAUGAAGAGAGUCCAGGGCCAUCUGCUUCAUUAGCAUCCCCAUCCAGCUCUCCAACCACCAAAUAUGUUGAAGGUAUGGACAUUGCCAUUGGCAUACCAGAGCGGCCAAGUCCUGUUUCAGUUCUUGAUUCACUAUUCUCAGAGGAUGAGAUCAGCCCUUCAAAAAGCAUUUCUCAAUCUGAGCUACCUAUACAACCCCUACGGAUCAUAUUUGAAGAUCAUGACUCUUCAGCCAUAGAUGAAGCUAACAAUGCAAAAACUUGUACAGAAGACAAGGAACUAAUAUCAGAUUUUGUAAAAGCAGUUAUGCAAGCCUCCGGCUUCAACUGGGAUGACUUCUGCAUGAAGUGGCUUUCUUCAGACCAACUUAUUGAACCAUCAUUGUGUGAUGAUGUAGAAUUUUGUCCUAACCCGCUUUGCUAUGACCAGAAGCUCCUUUUUGACUGUAUCAAUGAAGUUCUAGUGGAGGUUUGUGGGCGUUACUAUGGUUGCUUCCCUUGGGUAUCAUCGGUGAAACCUAUAAGGCCAGUGCCGGAUAUGAAGACUGCUAUACAUGAGGUUUGGGUAGAAGUACACUGGCAUCUCAGUCCGCUUCCAUUGCCUCAUACUUUGGACCAGAUAGUGACAAAGGACUUGUCAAGAACCGGAGCGUGGAUGGACCUUCGAUUUGAUACUGAAACCAUUGGUGUUGACAUGGGUGAAGCCAUUCUCCAAGACUUGAUCGAAGAAAUCAUAUUAAGCUAUGCCGAUGAAAGUCCCAAAAGUGAAGAUGCUAUAGUCUCUGAUGAAUUAAAGCUAACAGAGAGCAUUCUCAACCUGUAAAUUACAACACACUUCUUCAUGUUCAUACCAGCACCAACCCACACCGCCUUGUCGAGGUGGUUGAAGGCAAAGCCAUUCUUUGGGCUUCAAGGGAAUGAGAAGCAGCAUGUCAACUAUUAAGAGGAAGUCUUCAUCAGCUUUCUGGAGUAUCCUGGAUCCAUAUGACAGGGCUUUGUAACUUUGUAAACUGAAAUCAUGUAGAUAGUAUAGAAUAUGCCCCAUUGCUAAAGGAGCAUCCCGGGCAGCAGGCAUCAGAUGAAACAUCCCUGAUGGUUGGGGAUCAGAUAUCAAGUUUGCAAAGUCUCCUUGCAAGAACUCAGAUGCUUCAAUGUUGAGGCGGUAAUGUAGAGUUGUGCUUCUAAAUGUAGAUUCCUAAUUCCUGUAGAGGUAGGAGCGUGUUUUAGUCGAGGGUGUGUUCAUCUUUUGGCUUGAUUGCAGUCAUUCCUAACUAGUGUUAUCUUGUUCUUUUCCUUUUUGCUUUCCCUUUGUUUUUGCUGUUGUACUUGCAAAGGUUGUGAGUAUACAAGUUGUGAGUUGCAAAUCCUGUGACUGACUGGUUGUAAAUACAAAAGAAAAAUAAUGCAAGUUCAUGCCAUGUUUAUUAUAUGCAAUGAACAAGCUGUGACUUUGGAAUAGUAAA
Rosa chinensis is the source of this 4613-nucleotide messenger RNA. RefSeq lists its product as uncharacterized. NCBI's taxonomy places the organism in Eukaryota, Viridiplantae, Streptophyta, Magnoliopsida, Rosales, Rosaceae. The record is from RefSeq and is a predicted model, not a curated record. The transcript is spliced from 7 exons. The coding region runs from base 1100 to 3973 and encodes 957 amino acids.